UCUCAAAGGACCCUAGGUCGUAGUUGUCAAACAGAAUUUAUCGGGAUCAUUGAAUGCAAGUUCGUGAAACACACUGUCAGAUAGGGUUCUUCAAGUUGUUACACGACUAUAAUGAUCUUACAGCAUUUCCCUGAUUCGUGUCAGCCGCGAAUUACAAGAAGCUCUCAAAAAACGGCAAUCGCGGAUAAAUCCCCGAAAUUCAAUCAAGUCGGGCCCCGCGAUCUACUAGUAUAUUAAAUCUACGUGUUAGUGCUAGCGCUCACUAUUCGAGUCGCCAUUCAUUGACCCCACUCUCCUUCAAUAUGACCAUAGUCUCAAAUAGUCCCGACCUCUGGUGGUCUAUCCAAUAUUACCGCGUUGAAAGCUAUUAUACAGUUGCAUCCACUGUUGUGGUUAUAUAUGAUUGGGCACUGACAUUCGAACAAGAGUUUGAACUAGUCUGGAAGCGACGCUGGUCCGUCACGAGCGUCUUAUAUCUUGCUUUGCGCUAUGGUGGAAUAAUAUAUGCUGUCUUCGAUAUACCGGGAAGUAUCACGACACUCUACGUAUCAGAUGAUGGCACUGUUUUGGAUUUCGAACAAUGGUGGAUGUUUACAAUAGCAAACAUCAUCCUGGGCGCUAUUAUGAUCACUCGGUUGCAUGCCAUGUAUCAGCGAUCGAGAAAGAUGCUUAUCUUCCUCGUUGUAUUCUUCCUUACCCUGACGAUUACUAGCGCAGUAAUCACGGUAAUACAAAGCACAUAUAUUACAGGAGAGGAGCUCGUCUUCUCCGGUACUUAUCAGUGCAAUUACGGGGGGGAUAACAUUUAUCUAUCAGCCAUCACUUGGGUACUCGGCACUGUAUGGGAAACACUCGCAUUGUAUCUUUCAGUCCGUAUUGCUAUAAAGCAUUUCCGCGAACGACUAUCGACAGGAUCGAUCAUUGAGGACUGUUUCACAGUGUUAAUAAAAAGUCAUGUAUUUUACUUUGCAAGCUUUGCUGCCGUUGCUUCCUUCCGCAUUAGCUUCUUCUCUCCAAAUUUACCGAGCGGAAAUUCUGCAGGAACUGAGCUUUAUUACGCCAUUUCGCUAGUUUCCGCGGUCUUGCAGAUGUUUUUGCUGGGACCGCGCCUCGUCCUUAGCGUUCGAGAACACGGCACUAGGCUUGUGGAUGACUCCGACGGAGCAACUGCCAUGACUACGGUUGCAUUCCAGGAGUGCACAGUCGCGUCGACUGAUAGCGGUGUGUAGUAUGGGAAAUACUCUAUGACAUUGAUAUCUUGGCAGGAGGUUGAGAAUGCCGUUUGAAUUCUGAGUUUCGCCACUGGUACUGACCGAUAUGUAUUGAAGUAUGAAAUAGACUUGCCAUAUGUCAAUACGUGUAGUAAAUGUGACUGACCAGGCGCUGGCACUCACCCCAAGGCUUAUUUGGUGAAGUAAGCAGCAGUGUCAU
This is a messenger RNA of Suillus discolor, 1431 nucleotides long. RefSeq lists its product as uncharacterized. The record is from RefSeq and is a predicted model, not a curated record. The transcript has 14 exons. Bases 303 to 1229 code for a protein of 308 amino acids. Lineage: Eukaryota; Fungi; Basidiomycota; Agaricomycetes; Boletales; Suillaceae.